Molecule: messenger RNA, 3772 nt
Organism: Silurus meridionalis
Lineage: Eukaryota; Metazoa; Chordata; Actinopteri; Siluriformes; Siluridae
Gene: rrbp1b
Product: ribosome binding protein 1b
Exons: 27
Coding region: 186-3332 (1048 amino acids)
Biological process (GO): protein transport
Cellular component (GO): endoplasmic reticulum membrane
Source: RefSeq, a predicted model, not a curated record
AUUGACGCGCGUUCGAGCCAAUCAGAUCUCAGAGAGCGCCUUCUCCUCGUGUCCUGCCCGCCCACUCGGGCGCUUUGCCAACUCACAGAAAGUGCCACGACUCCAGACUCAGCGGCUGUUCCGAGUCAGUGAAAAAACUUCGGCUGUCGGAAACAGGAUCAUCGGUGGAACAGGACCAAGCAAAAAUGGACGUGUACGACCCUCAGACCCUAGGCAUCAUGGUUUUCGGUGGCUUCAUGGUGGUUUCUGCGAUCGGAAUCGCCUUGGUGUCCACUCUCUCCAUGAAGGAGACCUCUUACGAAGAAGCCUUGGCUAAGCAGCGCCGCGAGCUGGCCAAAGCUCAGCCCCAGCGUGUGGAUAAGAAGAAGAAGGCAGCGGAGAAGAAAAGCAAAGCCAAGAAGAAGGACGAGAAGCCGAACGGGAAGCUUCCUGAACAGGAGGGGCAGCACGACUCUAGCCAUGAACCUGCAUCGGAAACUAGCGAUGCAGAAGCUGAAUUGGAGGUUGCUGAUGUACCAGCUCCCGUUUCUGUACCGGUUACCCCAGUGAUCCCAGAGCCCAAAGCUGAGGUUCAGGUAGCAGUGACAAAGCCUUAUGUAGCAGCAGCCCCACCUGCACCUUCCCCAAAAGACAAGAAGAAGAAAAAGGUAGCGAAAGUAGAGCCAGCCCCUGCUAAACCAGUUGAAAUUCCGACUCCCAAGGGCACGAAACAGCCAGCUGUUGCUGUCGUGGCAGAAGUUGCCCCGGUGACGAUUAUCCCAUCGAAAGCCGAGCCGCCCAGACCUGAAGCCUCUUCCAAGAAGAAGUCAAAAAAGAAGGCAGAGCCAGCAGCUGCCGCGGAUGGUGCAGAUGUGCCCCUGCUGUUGCCGUUUAAAACUCUGGUCUCCACCCUGAGCAGCUCCAGUUUCAGCGACUCGGAGACGCAGAAGCUUUUGGAGAUCAUCAGCGACAAGGCGGGAGCGGACACCUGGCAGCUGGCAUCUCAAAAAGGCGACCCGCUAGCAGCUCUGAAGAAGCAGCUGGAGGAGAAAGACAAGCUGCUGUCUGCUGAGCAGGAGAACGGCGCCGCGUCUAAGACGCGCAUCCGCGAGCUCACAAAGGAGCUGAGCGGCGAGAAGAGCAAGAUGGCCUCGGUGGAAACCCGCAUGAGCUCAGAGCUGAGCGCUCGUGAGCAGGAGAUCGCCGCGCUGCACGCUCGCAUGAAAGCUUCCUACGACGAGCACACGCAACAGACGCAGAAGCUCAACAGCAAGAUCCAAAGCCUGCAGGAUCGGCUGGAGAACGGCCCUGCUGCGCAGCUGGCUCGCCUGCAGCAAGAAAACACCAUCCUCAGAGACGCUCUGAACCAAGCCUCCAGCCGCAGAGAAAACAGGCAAAACGCCGAGCUGGAGAAGCUGCGCCAGGACGUCGCGUCUGAGCCGCGAGCUGGCGAACGCACGGACACGCAACGCGCCGAGGAGGAGCGCAGGAAAACGCUCGAGUCCAAAAUGGCCGCCACCGAAGAGCAGCUGGCCCAGGUCAAGACCGGACGCGCGGAGGCCGAGCAGACGUUGCAGCAGACGCUGGAGAAGGUCAAGGCCGAGUUGUGUCAGGCGCAGAACAACAGCGCCACCCUGCAGGCCCAGCUGCAGCAAGCACAACAGGAAGGCAGCCAGCUCAGUGAGCUGCAGGAGUGCGUGCGCACCACGGAGGUGGACCUCAAGGCCAGAUGUGCAGAGGUGGAGGAUCUCAAAUCUCAGCUCGCUCAGGUUCAGCAGGACGCACAGGAGCAAGUCCUCGUGGAAGCGCAGGCCCCGCUGCAGUCCGCUGCACCACAGGUGAACUCUGGGGAACUGGAGCAGCUGAAGAACAGUGUAAAGGAAAAGGAGGAUUUGGUGGCGUCUCUUGAGCAACAGCUGGAGAAGAUGAAAGCAAGUGCCUUGGAGACCGAGAGCUCAGCGCAGCAGCUACAGGGCCGUCUUAGCCAGCGAGAGAGCACGGUGUCGGCGCUGGAGGACGAGUUGAAACAUCUGAGGGAACAGAUGGAGCAGCAAAAAUCUACGGUGGACAGCUCGGUGCUGCAGCUGCAGGGCAGCCUCGCAGAGCGAGAGAGCCAAGUCUCGGCGCUGGAGGAGGAGCUGAAGCAGCUCAGAGAAGUGGUCGAGCAGCAGAAGGAGGCGGCCGAGACGGCAGAAGCGGAGCAGCCGUUUGAGAACUUGGAGAAGGAUGCCCGUCUGAUCACUCUGGAGGAGGAGCUGCAGCAGCUGAGGGGACAGGUGGAGCAGACGAAGGCAGAGAUCAAGGAUCUUCAGGAGAAGAACACCGCUGCCGCCGAGUCUCUGGCUGCAGCUGAGCGACUGAGUGAUGAGAGACUGCACCAAGCAAUUAACACUCAGAACGAGGUCAAACAGAAGCUCGACGCUCUUCAGGCGGACACCAAGAAUGCUCUCCGAACCCUUUUCCCUCAUGCCGUCAUAGAAACCGAACAGAGUAAUUGGUUGGAGGCGUUCACGCUCAAAGCACAAGAGACGCUCUCACACAGUCAACAGGAAACGUCUGAAGAAAAAGACCCAGCACUAACAGAAGCUCUACAGCAGUUAAAGGAAGCUCAGGAGAGUCAGGUGGCGCUGCAUGCGCAAUGUGAGCACUACAGAGCCGUACUCAGUGAAACGGAGGGCAUUCUGAAGGACCUGCAGCACAGCGUGCAGGAUGGAGAGGUCGCGUGGAAAUCCAAGAUCUCUGAAGUCGAGGAACAGCGGGCGGCGGCUCUGCUUCAGGUGAAAGAGUUGGAGGAGCGUGUAGAAGCACUUAAGACAGAUGACCAGAGCACAGAGCAGCUAAAAGGGCAGGUGAUGCUGCUCGAAGCGCAGCUGGAGAAACAGCUGGAGUCUAUCAGCUUCAGCCAGAGCUGUACUGAGGAGAUGGAGCAGCUGAAGACGUUGUUAACAGCCACUCAGAGUCAGCUGGAGGCGGCGCAAUCGGACGCUCGGAAACAGCGCGCCGAGCUCGCGGCGGUCAGACAGCACCUGCAGGAAAAGAGCGAGCAUGCGCAGAGCAACGGGGACACGCAGCUCAGCCAGGCCCAGAAUUGUGUGAGUGACCUGGAGGAUCAGGUAGCAAAGCUGAAGUCAGCAGGACAAGGAGCCACCACCGAGCUCAAGGAGAGGCUUGAGAAAGAGGUGAAGCUGGCGCAGGAGCUCACCGAGACGUCGGCGACGCUUCAGCAGAAACUAAUCAGCGCUCAGGAGGAGUUGACCAAAGAGAAGGAGGUGGUGAGAAACCUGCAGGAGAAGCUACAGGAGAAAGUGCAGCAGCAGGAAGGAGAAGAGAUGAAGGAAGGAACUUCAGUCUAACGUCUCGGCUGGAAGGAGGAGCCCAACCACCAAAAACGCCUUACAUUUUUUUUUUUUUCUUCUUUCUGUAAUCGUUCGUGUACUGUGUUAAGAGGAGCGCAAAGGGAGGGAAACGACAUACGGGGUCCAAACACAAGUUUAACGACUGAUUUAUAUUUUUAGUAGAAUUCUUUGUAUUUUUGUUUUGGUUUUUGUCCACGUCCAAGACUCUUCACAUUCCUUCGACUGUCAGUGUUACGAAGAAAAGGGCAAAGUGCAUGUGCGUCAGACGCACGCUCCUGUGCAAUUACGUGCAAAAAAAAAAAAAAGACUGUCCUUCACGUGGAAGUGAAGGGAAGGAACAUUUCACGUUACAGAGAUGCAAUCCAGCCCUCACACUACUUGUAGUCGGGUGCUGACCAAAUGUGAUUUAAAAAUGAAAUAAAGGUUUAAGAGAUUUA